Messenger RNA from Ciona intestinalis (vase tunicate), 1965 nucleotides. Lineage: Eukaryota; Metazoa; Chordata; Ascidiacea; Phlebobranchia; Cionidae. The record is from RefSeq and is a predicted model, not a curated record.
GUUUACGUAACAGUGAGUAGGUGUAUAUGAAAUAUGAUAUCACCAACAUCGUAGUUAUAUUAUAUGGUAUAUUUGUAUCUGUGUAGGAGUGUUACAAAAACGCCUAGACUGUUAUCUCCAGGAAGUAAACUACUUAUAGUUACAUCAUGUAACUUACAUGUAAAUGUAUUUCUUGCACACAGUAAUUGUAAUUAAAACCUAAUUGUUGGCAUGUCGACUUCAAGUGCAAUGGAUUUGAAAGUGCAGGAAUAUGGAACACUCAAGGUUCCUUAUGAGAUUCUGAAUAAACGCUUUCGUUCUGCACAAAAAACCAUCGAUCGUGAGCUUCAUGGAUUCUCCGGAAGUUUAACAGACCUGGAGAAGAGCGUGGGUGUGGGAACAUCCAAUGAAAACGUGAUGAAAAUGCUCGAUGGAGUAAUUGAGAAGUUGCAGUCAAUGAAACGAAAGGCAGUAGAUGCAAUAGAACUGGAAGAGGCAAGCGCAAAACUUUGUAAACGAAGGGUAGAGCAUUUAAAAGAGCAUGCAAGUCCCAUACCCUCUGUUGUUGCUCAAUGGAAGAAAACUCGUUUUGAUCGAAUGGUAGUCGACCAUCUGCUGAGGUGUGGGUUUUAUGACAGUGCACUGAAACUUGCAGAGGAAUCAAAUAUAAAGGAUCUGGUCAAUACGGAUGUAUUUAUAACUGCAUGGGAAGUGGAGCAGUCACUGGAGAGGAAGGAGUGUGAAACUUGCCUGGCUUGGUGCCACGACAAUAGGUCGCGGCUUCGGAAGCUAAAAAGUCCACUAGAAUUCAGCGUACAUCUACAACAGUUCAUUGAACUUGUGAGGAAAAAUCAAAGGCUGGAAGCUGUCUGCCAUGCUCGAAAAUACUUAAACACUGCAGAAGGUGCGCAGUUAGCAGAAGUGAAACAGGCAAUGGGUUUGCUUGCAUUUCACCACGACACGCCGGUAUCUCCCUACAAAGAUCUUUUCUCUGCCACACGGUGGCAACAAAUUAAGGAGCAGUUUCGAUACGAAAAUUAUCGUCUGCACCAACUGGGAGAUUUAUCUGUUUUUAAAGUUACGUUACAAGCUGGACUUGCAAGCCUGAAAACACAUCAAUGCUACAACGAGUGCACAAAAUCCACUGACUGUCCAGUAUGUUCACCUAUCUUCAAUGAACUUGCAAAACCUCUUCCAUUUGCUUACUGUGCACAAUCACGACUCAUAUGCUCCAUCACGGGAAAACUCAUGAAUGAAAACAAUCAUCCCAUGAUGCUUCCAAAUGGUCGCGUUUAUGGUGAAAGGGGGUUGGCACAGAUUGCUGUCAACGGUCGCGUAAAAUGCCCAAAAACCAACGAAGAAUUCAAUUUAUCUGACGCUGAAAAGAUCUAUGUCAUGUGAUUGCGCAAAUCUGUGCACGAGAGCACAGAAACAGCUUCCAGUAUAAAAACAUAUCUUGUGCUUUAUUUUUCGCUAAUGCAUCAGAUGAAUUGUGAACAAAUUGUUCAUGUUCUGUAUUACCACAAAACCUUCAGUAUGGGAAAUACUGCCUUGCUUAUGAAAAGACAAUUCCUAUGAAAAACUGGUGCUUGCAUUCAUAAAAACAUUUGACGUUAAAAGGUUCCUGACAAAAACAUAUGGGUUUCAUACUGUUAAUAUAGUUCUGGAGUUAUAAAGCACUUUUGUGGAAAGUCUUAUUCACACUUGUUUAUUAUAAAAAAGGAUUUAUGUGAUUGUUACAUACAUAAAUACAAAUAUUCCAAUGUUGUCUGUUACUAGCUCUAAAAAUUGGAAUCUGUGCUUUUGACGCAAAACAAGUUCCUGCCACUGUCAACUAUAUUGACUUAACUUCCAAAAUAACAAAACCUAAUCAUACGUAUAUCGUAUAAAUCUUGCUCUUAUUUUGAGGUAACUGAAAUUGCAACCAAAUCUUGUCUAUGUCACCUCAUUGCAACAGUUCUGUUUUAAUAAAUUCUUGAUGUUAAG